Molecule: messenger RNA, 663 nt
Organism: Haliotis rufescens (red abalone)
Lineage: Eukaryota; Metazoa; Mollusca; Gastropoda; Lepetellida; Haliotidae
Product: galactose-3-O-sulfotransferase 3-like
Exons: 2
Coding region: 16-663 (215 amino acids)
Biological process (GO): glycolipid biosynthetic process
Cellular component (GO): membrane
Molecular function (GO): galactosylceramide sulfotransferase activity
Source: RefSeq, a predicted model, not a curated record
GCCUUCAAGAACGUCAUGCCGGCGGACACCAGAUACAUCUCUAUCGUCAGACAUCCAAUGGAUCAGUUUGUGUCAGCUUUUGAAUACUAUGGCCCUGGACAGCACGUCACUGACGCGUUCUGGGGGCUUAAAGACCACCAAUCUAUUGUCAAUGGCUUUCUCGAUAAUCCUCAGAACAAAACUAGUCGUUUUCUCUACUUGACACAGAUGGCAGAAGAUUUCCAGCUUGUGAUGGUAAUGGAACAUUUCGACGAGUCACUGGUGCUUCUAAAGCGGUACUUUUGUUGGAGCACUAAAGAUAUUUUGUACUUACCCAAAAACAAGAAUGAAAAAAAGAAAAGGCUUACAUUCACUGACAAAUAUCGUGAACGUCAUCGCCAGGUGGCAGAGACAGAUUACGACAUCUACGCUUACUUCCGGUCACUUUUCUGGAGGAAGGUUUGGCAAGAGGGUCCGUCGUUCCAGUCCGAGGUGGCGCACUUCAAAUAUGUCAACUCAGUCGUCACUGAUCACUGCCUCCUGAACAAAACUCUCCAUGUGGCGGCAAGUCCCUGGGAUGAACCCUACACGGUCAACUGGAUGGAUUGUCACUACACAAACAGCAACGAACUCGACCUGUAUGACGUCAUUUACAACAGCACGGUGGGCAGGACACAGCAGUAG